Messenger RNA from Vicugna pacos (alpaca), 4389 nucleotides. RefSeq names its product NXPE family member 2. Lineage: Eukaryota; Metazoa; Chordata; Mammalia; Artiodactyla; Camelidae. The record is from RefSeq and is a predicted model, not a curated record.
UGUUACUAGAUGUGUCCAUUGUCUGAAGUGAACUUCCUCUUGGCUUCUUUCUCUGGCUCUGUGGAGUGAGCAGUGGGCAGGUCACCACCAGGAAGGGCUGUGUUUACAGCCCUGGCCACAAACGGAAUUUAAGCUUUUGAUCAAUGAAGCUGAUAGGGAAAUUCCAGCCCCAAAAUAAAUGCAAAGGCUGAUUUGCCCAGAGAAAGUCUGGACAGCUGCUAUACUGGUGGAAGAAAACAAAGAAUAUGAUGGAGGAGAUACUUAUCCAGAGGUGCGGUACCAUCCAACUCUUAUUUGCAGGUUUCGUGGUGGGACAGGAGGCAGAACCACAGACUAAUCAGUUCUUUUCAAAUGGUGCAUUGCCACCCUUUAGGGGAUAGUAAAAUUAUUUCAUCCAAGCAUCAAAAAUGCUUUAAAAUUGAAACAGAGCAGCACAGAGAAAAACAGAAUAACCAGAGAAUAUCAUAGUACCUUGCAUGCAGUAAAGGACCCUCGCUUUGUUUCCAAAUGCCCGAGUUCGUAGAUUACUAUUGAUGCUGACGUCUGUCUUAGUUUUCUGGGUCAUUUACUUCUCUGCGAAGGACCACACAAAGUUCAUAUUUAGCUUGAGAAACCCUCUCUAUCUGAAUCAUUGGAAUAUCUUUAGAAAGUCCUUCCCAGAAGCUCUGCUGGAUCUAGAAGCUUCACCAACAGAGACUGAGCUGAGAAUAAAAGGAAUCAUGGAGAAACUAGACCAGCUGAUGCCACCCAGACCCUUCACCAACAUCACCACCACCACCAGCGCCAAACACAGCAGAGCCACCAUCCUCAACCCUCAAGACACAUACUGCAGGGGGGACCAGCUAGACGUCUUGCUGGAGGUGAAGGACCACUUGGGACGCAGGAAGCAAUAUGGCGGGGAUUUCCUGAGGGCCAGGAUGUUCUCCCCAGCCCUGAAGGCAGGCGCUUCAGGAAAGGUGACAGACUUCAACAAUGGCACCUACCUGGUCAGCUUCACUCUGUUCUGGGAGGGCAAGGUCUCUCUGUCUCUCCUGCUCAUCCACCCCAGUGAAGGGGUGUCGGCUCUCUGGAGGGCAAGGAACCAAGGCCAUGACAAGGUGGUCUUCACAGGCCGGUUUGCCAAUGGCACCUCCCAGGUCUUCUCUCAGUGUGGCCUGACCCCACACUCCAAUGCUGAGCUGUGUGAGUACCUGGACUAUCGUGACCAGGAAGCCUUCUACUGCGUGAGGCCUCCACAUGUUCCCUGUGAGGCACUGACCCACAUGACCACCAGGAAUGCAAACAUUUCCUAUCUUAGCAAGAAAGAAUGGAGCCUUUUCCACAGGUCCAACAUGGGGGUUGAAAUAAUGAAGAACUUCAACCCCAUCGAGGUCUUACCAUGUAACAAGAGUGAGAACAUAGAAACAAAAUGUCAGCUUGGAAUGAAGAGUCCUUUCCCCAGUGGUUAUACUGUGGAAAGAAGGUGGAUUACAGUAUUUUGCAAACAGAUGGAGUUAAAUGAAAGAAAAAAUACAAAUGACUGCUUAAAGAGGAAACUUAUUUACCUCAUGGGAGAUUCAACAUUGCGUCAGUGGAUUUACUACUUACAAAAUGCGGUGAAAACCUUAAAAGUUUUUGAUCAUCAUGGAGUUGGAGUCUUUAAAACACACGUGCUUCUGGAUGCUGAAAGACAUACUUUGAUUCAGUGGAAAAAGCAUAGUCAUCCAUUUGUUACCCAACAGCUGUUCUCAGUGAAAGAUGAAAAUUACAUCCCACGGGAAAUCGACCAGAUAGCGGGAGACGAUGGCACAGUCAUUGUCAUUACCCUCGGUCAGCAUUUCAGACCCUUUCCCAUCAAAAUUUUUAUCCGUAGGGCCAUCAAUAUUCAAAAGGCCAUUGAACGUCUGUUCUUGCGAAGCCCAAAGACCAAGGUGAUCCUUAAAACUGAAAACACCAGGGAGAUGUAUCUAAAUGCAGAGCUGUUCAGUGACUUUCAUGGUCAUAUUCAGAAUCUUAUCAUGAGGGGUAUUUUUGAGGGUCUCAAUGUGGGCGUCAUUGACGCCUGGGACAUGACUAUUGCAUAUGACACUAGAAAUGUCCACCCACCUGAUUACGUGAUUGGAAAUCAGAUUAACAUGUUCUUAAACUACAUUUGCUAGAGGAUAAAUACAGAAAAGCGGUACCAGCCAUUCUCUCUAAAUGACCUCACUUACACUACAAGGAUAGUUUAAUGCAGUCCAAAGUAGGAGGAAACAAAAAAUUUUUAAAUUAUUGUUAAAAUAUACAUAAUAAAAUUUACCAUUUAAACCACUUUUAAGUGUGCAACUCAGUAGUCCAGUUAACUACAUUCACAACAUUAUGCAACUACCAACAUGAUCUAUCCCUAUAAUUUUUCAUCACCCCAAACAGAAACGUAUCCAUUAAACAACAAUUCUCCAUUUCCCUUACCCCUAGCCCCUGGCAACCGUCAUUCUACUUUCUGUCUCUAUGAAUUAGACCAUUCCAGGUAAUUCAUAUAAGUGGGAUUAUGUAGUGUGUGUCUUUUGUACUGUCUUAUUUCACUAUUUCAUUAUUUCAUCACAUAAUGUCUUUAAGGUUCAUUCAUGUUGUAGCGUAUGUCAGAAUUUCCUUCCUUUUUAAAAGGCUGAAUAAUAUUCCGUUGUAUGUAUGUAUCACAUUUUGUUAUCCAUUCAUCUGUUGAUGGGUACUUGGGUUAUUUCCAUCUUUUGGAUAUUGUGAGUAAUGCUGCUAUGAAGAGGAAGCCAAAUUUAAAGAGAAUAAAGGGAAUUAUGGAGAAACUAGACCAGCUGAUGCCACCCAGACCCUUCUCCAACAUCACCACCACCAUCAGCGCCAAACACAGCAGAGGCACCAUCCUCAACCCUCAAGACACAUACUGCAGGGGGGACCAGCUAGACGUCCUGCUGAAAGUGAAGGACCACUUGGGACGCAGGAAGCAAUAUGGCGGGGAUUUCCUGAGGGCCAGGAUGUCCUCCCCAGCCCUGAAGGUAGGCGCUUCGGGAAAGGUGAGUAUGAUGACAGUACAGGAAAACAUCAUCAUUCAUAGUUUAAUUUUAAGAAAUGUAUGUCCUGGAAAGGGGGAAUCUAAAUGAUUCAAGUAUAGAGAAAAUGGGAAGUGUAGGAGAAAACCUAGCGGAAUCAUAAUAGCAAACUUUUUUGCUUAAGGGAAUUCUUUGAAAUGUGGAAACCAGUUGUUCUCUCGACUGCAGUAAGAAGCAGGGAUCACAGCCCCACAUCCACAAACUCAUUGAGAGAAACAAGCUAAACAUUCUGUCAAGGUCCAGGUCCUAUAACCUCAGUUCUUGCUGACCCUAAGAGUAUGAGGUGAGGUCCCCUCCAGAGGAACUCAAAUGACUUUAUAUGCUUUGUCUCUAAAUUGUCCUCUCAGAAUUAAAGUACCCUCCCUUUGCAUUAAUAUAGUUGAGGUCCCAAGGGUGGAAAUAUGGUUGAUUAAGGAUGAUUUCUUGGUUUGGAAUAUGUUUCUUAGGGAGAGGAAGUGAAGUACAGAGGUCAAGGCAUACAGCUUAAGACCAGGCUCUUCUAAAUAAAGGAACACACAUUAGAAAUCUUUUCCUUUUAUGAAGCUACAAAUUGGUUCUAAUUCUUUGCAUAGGAAUCUUUCAAAAUAAAUCUCAUUAUUCUUUCAAUCAUUGCACUCUUAAAUGCUCACAUGAGUUAUCAUUUUUCCACCAAAGUUACCUUAGUUUCCUUUAACCUAAUUCUAAGAUGAUAAAGUUUCUAGUUUUGUUACCAUUACUCUUCUCUGAUUGCACUGAAGUGUGUCUGUAUCAUUCUGCAGCAUGACUUCUACCCCAUCUCUUACCUCAACAAAUUGAAUGUCCUAAUUUAAAUGUGAUCAAUCAGCAUAGAAUAAUGAAGUUCUAUUACAUCUCUUGUUCUAAGGCUGCACUGUACAAUAUUAUAGCCAUUAGUCACAUGUGGCUGUUUAAAUUAAAAUCAAUUCCUUGGUUAUACUAAUCACAUUUCAAGCGUUCAGUAGCCACAUGUGGCUAGUGGCACUGUACUGACAGUACAAUAUUUGCUUUCAUUUGUUUCUGGAGAGUAUUUUUUAAAAAUGUUUUGUUGUAAUAUUUUUGAUGUGUUUUUAAAAAUAAGCCUAAUGAUAUUUUAUAAUCUUUAUGGUGAGUAAAAAAAAAUCAUUGAAUGUUGCUAAGUGUCAGAUUCAACUUUUAAGCCAUUUUCUAUUGGUCAGUCUUUUAAAGAAAUCCUGGUAUCUAUAUAUUUAAUAACGUCCUGGUCUUCAUGUGAUAGCCUCAGGUUACUGCAGAUACUGAUUAUGUCGCUAAUAUAUGACUUGAACAAGCCAUUUGAAAUGGUAAAGAUGCUCUUUACUGGUAUUAUCAAGCCUCUUUCAAAAACCUUUGUGUG